Bursaphelenchus okinawaensis is the source of this 3231-nucleotide messenger RNA. The record is from the annotation of a GenBank genome assembly. NCBI's taxonomy places the organism in Eukaryota, Metazoa, Nematoda, Chromadorea, Rhabditida, Aphelenchoididae.
AUGUCGUAUGGUAACAAAGGUCCCAUAUCUCCAAGCGAAUGCUCGGACAUGAUUCGCCGCGCGGUGGAGAUCGGGAUGAUGGGUAACAAACUUUCCAGCGGGUUUCCUCGAGAGUGGCUCAACAGAGUAAGUUGAUUUUGGUUUUAAAACAUGCACAAGACUUUAAUCUAUUAUAAUAUUAUAGCUUUUUAACUUUUUAUAAUAUUUACUUUGAGAAAAAUCAAAUUAUAUUGACUUAGCAUAUCUAAUCUAACCUUGUUUUAGAUCUGUGCUCAUGUAGCGGUCUUGUUAAUGAAAGAGGGAAAUGUUGUGAACUUGAAAGUGUCGAGCAGGCCCCGAUAUGUGUAUACUGACUUGCACGGUGAUCUACGGCAGUUUUUGUUGUGGAUCAACGACAUUUUGGACGGAGAGGCUGAUCUACUGUUUUUGGGUAAGAAUUUUGAUUUUUCUUUGUAAUUUUAGGUAUAAAAUCAUGUUCAUUGGUUGGAAAAAGGUAGUUAAAAGAUAGCCUCAUGUUUUCUGAAGGUUUUUGUUUAAAAAUUUUGGGGUAGAACCUUUGAAAUUCAAGUUUAUUCCAUUUUUUAAGCCAUUGAUCAAGUGUAAUAUACCUUUUACUCAAUUUGACAUAAAUGCUUUCUGCUAUUUUGUGAAAUCUUAUAACUUUACUUCAGGAGACUACGUAGACCGUGGAGAAAACGCUAUUGAAAUCUUGGUGAUCUUGUUCUUGUUGAAAAUUGCCUUUCCCGACCAUAUUCACCUUCUUCGAGGAAAUCACGAAACACCGGAUCUUGGAAAUCAAUUUGGACAAGAUGUAAGUUUCUAUCUUUAUAUUAAGUAUGCUUUUAGUGUCAUAUUCAAUUUGGCAAGGACUUUGAUGGACUUUUCAACUGCGUUUUCGAUCGAAUGCCGUUGGUGGCUUUGUUGGAUGGUGAAGGUUGUUUUAAAGGAGGUAAGCAGAUGAGUUUUAGGCUUAUUCUUGGAAGAUUUAGGUUUUGUUAGAAAGCUAAUAGACUGGGAAAUAUUUUUGUGCACGAGUUUGGGUGUUUUAGAUUUGGUUUUUGGUUAGAAAUUAAAAUUAUAUUAUUAUAGGUCAUAAAAGUAUGUGUUUAAGACAAAACUUAAUGGAAAUAGACUUUAUCUAGAAAAUUGGUUACUUUGUUCAGUAUUGUGAAAAAGCCGAUUUUCUUGUGAACAUUUUGCCAUAUAACAUGUUAUAUAAAGAUUGUCAUUUUGUGUCAAAAAUUUAAAUCAUCUUACACAAUGUAUAACGAAAAAUAUUGUUUUAGAGAAGAUCUACUGUGCUCAUGCCGGAAUCUCGCCGUGGUUUGAAGUUUGUCCAGAAAAACUUCAAACCUUGUCGAAGUAUCCUGAUAAGAACAGUUUAAUUGAGCAGUUGAUGGUAUCGGAUAUAAUUUGGUCGGAUCCAAAUCUGAAUGAUCCUGGAGAGAAGGAUGGAGGGUAAGGGAAUUUUUUAUGGCUUCGGGGUUUUAGAAGCUCAUUUGUUUUAAAACUGGGGUUUUUGUGGUAAAAGUAGAAGAAGUUUUAGAUUUUGAAAUUUUGAAUUUUUUAAAAAUACCGUAUUUUUAGCUUCGAUGUCAACUAUGGCGUCUCUGCUCGAGGAGUUGGCCUCGCAUUCAAAGCUGAAGGCGCAAAACGCGCCCUAGCCGCCCUCGGCUGCAAUCGAAUGAUCCGCGGCCACACCCAGCCACCAGGCCAAGGCUACAGAGACUGUUUCCAGGAAAGGCACCUCUGCCUCAACAUCCACUCCUCGUCGUUGGGCCGAAAAGGCCUCUUCAACAAACCUGCCACCUCCUCAAUGGCCAGAGUCGCGGUUUCGACGGAGAACGGCCGGACUAGCCUUAAAAUCACGAUAAAAACUUCAAUUCAUCAGCCAGAGGAACAUGAACAAGCUACUGCCAUUUUGUGGAAUGGGUUGAUGGUAUUUUAUGAAAAUUUGAAGGAAAAGAUACCUGAAUUGCCCGGGAAGAUUGAUCCAAUCGCUUUCUAUUUGGUACCAAUGGAAACUGCCAGACGCAAUUAUAUUGACAUGGACAGGACCAUUUCACAUCGACAGUUGGUCCGAAUGUUUGAGGUGGGUUUGGUUUGGGGAGGGGCGAUUUUUCAAAGGUAGGAUGAUUUUUUCGUCUGGGAGGGGUGAUUUUUAGGCACGUUUUACGUUUUAAAAGCAAAAAUGUUAAAGGUUUAGGUAACAAAAUGGAACUUUUGUCAAUUUUAGGUAAUAACAUAGGAUUUGUGGCUUGUUUUAGGUAAUAAAAUUGAAGUUUUGGCAAUUUAGGUAACAAAAGUGAACUUAUGAAUUAAAUUGAACUUUGUCAAUAUUAGUCAAUAAACAGGGCUUCUACCUUGUUUUAGAUAAUAGUGACAUUUCUAAUUGUAGGAUGCUCCAAAAUCGAAGAGAAUUUCGUUAUCAAAAGAGAACCAAGCCAUGAGGGCGGUUUGGAUCAUGAGAGGCCUUCUCAAUAUCUACCAGAACCUGCCCAAAAUCGACCUCAGCUUCGUCAACGGAUCGCCGGAAGACUUUGAUUACUACGUCAGACUCUUGAGACUACUCCAAGUUGACUACAACAUUUCGGUGGAUAACGUGAUGGUUAUUAGGUAGGAUUUGGCGGGUUUAGAGGUAAAGUGGGAAAAUGUUUUAGGUAACAAAAUAGAGUUUCAGGUAAUAAAAUUUGAAGUUUUAUGGUUUUAAAUAGGGCUUUUGUUUUAUUUUAGGUAACAAAAUCGAAUUUUUAAUCCAUUUUGUUUUAUAAAAUGUCAUUUUUUGGUAGAUUUUGAAGAAGAAAGCUUAUUUUUUGUAAAUUUUAGGUAACAAAAUUGAAUUUUUUUAAUAUGAUUUUGGCUAUAAAAUGGUUUUUUUAACUAAUUUCAGAUAUUAAAGUUACUUUUUUUGUUAUUUAUAUGGGGUAAAAUAGCAUUUUUCUUUGAUUUUAUGUAAUAAAAUUGAAAUUUUAGUCGAUUUAAGAGACGUAAAUAGCAUUUUUGGUCGAUUUUGGGUAGUAAAAUACAUUUUUAGCCGAUUGUAGAGAAGAAAAUUUAUUUUUUUGUAAAUUUUAGGUGAUAUUUUUAACAAUUUUUGUUUGCAGAGACCUGACCGUGAAGAACAACGCCCUCCGUGAAAGCCCAGAAGCCCUGAGGAAGUUUUUGGAAGAAACUAGUCUAAAGAAGAAGUCUAGUCGUCGCAAACGCAGCUGGUCUACUAUCUCGUCUUGA